Hydatigera taeniaeformis is the source of this 333-nucleotide messenger RNA. The record is from the annotation of a GenBank genome assembly. NCBI's taxonomy places the organism in Eukaryota, Metazoa, Platyhelminthes, Cestoda, Cyclophyllidea, Taeniidae.
GUUGCAGUUCAGGGCAGUAAGGAGUACACUCCCCUACCAAUUCGUGGCGUCUCCGCGGGCCAACUUCCAAGUGUAGCAGAAGGAGGUGGAGUGGGUGGAUGGCCAACGGAGGGGUGUCGACUGCGUCCGCAGGAGAACUUCAACGCGGUGGUUCAACAUGAUUUGAAGGAGUUGGGGGAAAACACUCUCAUCUGUGCCGUUUCUUAUACAGCGUGUGUUCCAUCAUCCUCUAUACCUGCAUCCGUUUCUACCACUCAACCGCCUUCUUUAGCUGGUCUUCAGCAGCCAGCGUUAGCAACCGUUAAAAAUUCUGCCAAGAUGGAUGCUUUUUAA